CUACAGGAAAUCAUAUUGCAGAAUAAACCGGUAAUAUCGCUGUUCUCCACGAACAUAGCUCCCUAGUGAGGUCACCAUUUUUAUCUUAGCUCAUUGGAAGGUGGAACAUUAGUUCCUGUCAGAUUUCUGCAAUGGAAAGGAGUCGUUGUUCUGCUGUCCGGUUGUGAAGCGAGAUUGCGCUCAUUUACGUCGCCUAAAAUCUCAUUUAAAGGUUUUGGAAAAGGAUUAAUUCAAUGGCUCAUCAACGUGUUAAAUUUGCCAUGAAGAGGUAUGUUGCAGUUGGCCUAUUCCUCUGUCUUUCUUCUAUUAUUGACAUCGCAACCACUGUAACUCAUUAUUCCGUUCCGGAGGAAAUGGAUGAAGGAUCCGUUGUUGCAAAUUUAGCGACUGAUUUAGGAUUAGAUGUACGGAGUCUGAGUAAAAGGAAAAUGCGCGUGGAUGUUGUGGGCAACAAAAAGUACCUCGAGAUUAACAGAGAUACUGGGGAGCUUUUUAUCUUGGAAAAAAUAAACAGGGAAUUUCUUUGUCCUCUCAAGACAACCACCUCCUGCUUCAUUAGAUUAGACGCUACAAUUGAGAACCCGGUGCGCAUGUUUAACAUUGAGGUAGAAAUAUUGGACAUAAAUGAUAACGCUCCUCAUUUUAGAAGAGGAACAAUGCAUUUGGACAUAUCGGAGUCCAGCCCUGUGGGAGAGAGAUUUUCCCUGAAUAACGCUGCAGACCCGGAUGUCGGAACGAAUUCUGUGCAGAAUUACCACCUGAGCGCAAGUGAUCAUUUUGCUAUUGAAAUUCAGACCGGCAGGGACGGGACGAAAUUUGCAGACUUGGUUCUGAAAAAAGCUCUGGACAGAGAACAGCAGGCUGUUCAUAAUCUGAUUCUGACUGCUGUGGACGGUGGAGUUCCCACCCGCACGGGUACAGCCAGCAUCAUUGUUCGCGUGCUAGAUGUGAACGACAACGCCCCUUCAUUUGACAAAGACAAGUACGUUGUAGAUGUGAUGGAGAAUUCUCCCAUUGGCAGCUUGGUAAUCAAGCUGAAUGCUACAGAUUUAGAUGAAGGCUCCAAUUCUGAUAUUGUUUAUUCAUACAGCUUAUACACAUCAGAAAGAACACAGAUGAUGUUUAACCUGAAUCCAGAAAAUGGUGAAAUCAGAGUAAAAGAAAUGAUAAAUUAUGAAGAUGAUCAACUUUAUGAGAUGGAGGUCAUAGCCAGUGACAAGGGGCCUAACUCCUUAUCUGGACAGAGCAGAGUGACCAUCAAGGUGACUGAUAUGAAUGACAACCACCCUGAAAUUUCUAUUAAAUCAUUUCAGAGUCCAGUUAAAGAAAAUGUGGACACAGACACAGUGAUAGCUGUUGUUAGUGUCAGUGAUAAAGACUCUGAUGAUAAUGGAGUGGUUGAUCUUCAUAUUCCAGAGAAUAUGCCUUUCAAACUGAGGAAGUCCUCUGAUAACUAUUAUGAGUUAGUGUUAUCAGAGCCAUUAGACCGAGAGAAGGUCCCAGAAUAUGACAUCACUUUCACUGUCAAAGACAGAGGCUCUCCUCCUUUAUUUGACAAUGAAACAAUGACUUUGGAGCUGCUGGAUGUUAAUGACAAUGUUCCACAGUUUCCCCAGUCAUUUUAUACUAUACGUGUCAUGGAGAAUAAUGCACCUGGGGCCUUGCUCAGCUCGCUAACUGCAUUUGAUCCUGAUCUUCAUGAAAACCAGUAUCUAGUUUAUUUUAUCAUAGAGAAGGAGAUCGCCAACACCUCCAUGUCCAUGCUGUUCUCCAUCAAUCCAGAGAAUGGGAAUCUUUAUGCUCUGAAAACUUUUGAUUACGAAAUUGAAAAAGAGUUUCUUUUCCACAUCGAGGCCAGAGACUCUGGUUCUCCUCCUCUCAGCAGUAACGUGACUGUUCACAUCAUUAUUGUGGACCAAAAUGACAACGCUCCAACUAUAGUUUCUCCUUGGCGGGCUCAUGGCUCAGUAGUAGAGGAGAAGAUCCCCAGAUCCACUGAUAAAGGCUCUCUGGUUUCAUUUCUUCUCCUCAUCACCAUACUGGUCACCAUGGUGCUGAAGUGACAGAAACCAAUGCCCAGAAAAGCUGCUCCUCCCAGCAGGAACAGUGUGAUCAGUGAGAGGAACUCCACCAUUGCAGACUCCACUCUGGUAUCCAAUGAUGCCUACUGGUACAGUCUGUUUCUGGCAGAGACCAGGAAAGGAAAGCUGGUGGUUAGACAGCCUGUGCCAAAGGGUUCCAGGUACAUCGUGUCCAGCCUACCGAGAGGGACAGGACUGUCAGAGACUAGUGGUUCAGCAGCUUCUACUCUGCAGUACCCUAAAUGAGGAAGGUCCGCUCAGCAGAUGGAGGCCUCUACUGCAAGCAGCAGCAGCUCUAAGUAAUCCCAGUCCUUCAGCUGUGGAUAGGAUCCAUAACAACAGCAAACACAUCACUGAAGAAAAGAGGAACUGCUUUUUGAUAUCCGUACCUACGUAAAUGCCAUCCUCUGUCUUGCUCCUGUUCCUUAUCGUGUGCAGUCAUUAUGCAACUCAAAUGAAAUUUACCAGAGAACAUACCCAUGCACUCCCUCUUUGUUUGAGCACAUACGCAGAUCUGAUGUCCAUACCUAUAUGCAUGAAUAUAAUGCAUGGCUUCAACUGUGUAAAAAAAAAAAAAACAGCCAUUCAAAACAUUUUUAGACCAGGUACUGACAAAUAAGCAGACUGCAACAUGGUAUCUAUUUCUAAGUAUGUACAGAAGACACAAAAAUUAUUCCAAGAGUGGACACAGGAACGCUGAAAUGCCUUUCAUGGACUUUUUGCAUUUUUUUAGAAGGAAGCACAUGUUGGGUACUUAAGUUUUAUCCAUUGUGCCCAUUUCUGCGCCAUACAAAGUGUAUUAUAUAAGCAACCUGAAAAAUGAUGUGAUGCACAAAUAACUAAAUGUCCCAAAAAUUGAAAGAAAAGCAAAUAUUAAUGCAAAGAAAUCAGAUUUAAUAAAUUAGCGUUAGCCUCUUUCUAAGUUAUGUUUGGUACUAAUGUUUUAUGAGUUAGUCCAGCUUAAAUGUAUUAAAGUGUCACGUCCAUCAUAAGCACAAAUGAACAGGACUGAGGACUUCAGCCAUAAUGUCCUUCGGUUCUUUCUGUUUAUAAAAGAGUAAAUUUGCAGUUUCAAUAAACCUUUGCUUCCUUACAAGAGAAAUACACACGUAUACCCUUUCCCAUGACUUCAAAUUUCAAUCUUAACAUAUCUGAAGGUUUUGGCUACUUGAACAUUAUUAAAGGUGUCUUGAGGUCUCAUUGAGUGAGUGAACGUGAAAGAACAACCUGAUUUGUUCUUGUAUUAACUGUAUAUAAUGCUAGAAAUGGUAAUGAAUUUGUUUUUUUUAGUUGAUUUUGUAAUCCAUUCAGUAAAAUUUGCAUAAUUUCAGUAUUUUCAGUGGUGCAACAUGACAAACCUUGAUUGUUAAUUUACAAAAUGCAAACAGCAUACUAUACCUGUUUUGGUUUGUUUUUUUAUCCAAUGGAAGUUUUAUGUAUUUUACUGAAUUGUACGUGUCACUUUACAGAGGAAACAAUUCACUUACAUGCAGCAGACGUAAGCUGAAACAUAUGCCUGUUUAUUAAUAUACAUUUGUAUCAUCAAUGUAGGGCUUUUAAGCCUCUUUAAUGUGAACCGAAUUAUGUGCCAUCAGAUUUAAGUCAGCCUGUCUCUGCAAGAAUACAACAACCAUCUUGUCAAACUCUUUAGUACAGCUUGGUUUUCUAGUUAGAAAGUUCAAUGUGUUCAAUCAAACAUAUUGUAAUUCCAGUGUUACUUUCACAGUGAAAUAUGUAGAACGUGUGUUAGUUAUAUGCUGUGGUCUGUGAAUUAUAAAAUAAAACAUAA
This is a messenger RNA of Cyprinodon variegatus (sheepshead minnow), 3870 nucleotides long. RefSeq names its product protocadherin-10-like. The transcript is spliced from 5 exons. The record is from RefSeq and is a predicted model, not a curated record. Lineage: Eukaryota; Metazoa; Chordata; Actinopteri; Cyprinodontiformes; Cyprinodontidae. Gene Ontology annotation, biological process: homophilic cell-cell adhesion. Gene Ontology annotation, cellular component: plasma membrane. Gene Ontology annotation, molecular function: calcium ion binding.